AUGUUGACCUGCAUUCCUUGCGGCAAAGUCUUCAAAGACUUCAAAGAUCUUCUCACACACAAGCGCAUCAUGAGGGAUAACGGCAGCGAGCACAUCCACUGCUCCUUUUGCGGUGCGGACUUCAAGACCAAGGAGGCUGAAGCGAUUCACAUUCAGCAGUAUCACCCAAAGGAACAGAAUCUCUUCUGCUCCGGAUGUGGAAAGGGACCUUUUGCUCGUGUCGGCGGCCUUGUAGCGCACAUUCAGAAGGAUUGCCCUCGUAUCGAUAACGAGACUAUCGAAAGUCUCCGUGAGAAGAAGCUGGAGUUCUCCAACGCCCUUGUUGCUGCUACCAAGGAACCUCUCAAAUCUGCCUACGGAGGGUAUAUGCCUGGUGCCUCCGACGCCUCCAGCACUUGGGGCUUUGAAGAAUCUCGUCCUUUCGUCAACGACAAGGAUGCAUUUCCGACUCUUGGCGCGGGCAUCGGCUCUCAAAUGCGCAACAAGGAGAACGUCAGGGAAAACAUCAACUCAGGCUCCGGUCCUCAGGUGAACAGCAAGGGAAAGGAGAAGGCAAACGACUGGAACCAGGGAAAGAAUCUUUUCCCAGAUGCCCCUGCUGCUCAGAAACCUACGCAACAGCAACUCGACCAGGCUACUGCCCCCAAUGCCCGAGAUGCCUAUGGGCUUAUGAGCAUUCACAAUCCAAGCCAUCCCAACUUCAACGUUGGCCGCUACGCCUGUCAAUUCACCGGCAAAUACAACUGCCCUGUGGCCUCUUGCACCAAGACCUUCAAAUCAGGCCCAGCUCUUCUUGGUCAUCUCAAGUCUGAAGCUCACUCUGAGACCAAAUACCGUUGCCCUUACUGUCUCAACACUUUCAACUCCCUGACUGCUAUUGUUCAGCACGCUGAGUCCAACGGAGUCAAGUGCAAGAUUCGUGAGAUGGACAACUUCCGUCCUUAUCUGGAUCAGUUGCUUGCUGGCUUGGUCGACGUCAAAACGGAGAAGAACAAGGAUGGUACUCUUCAGUUUGUUGUCGCCAAGGACUUUACUCGUCCUGGUCAGCAGAGUGCUCCUGCUCCCAAACGUGAGUACAAGCAUGAGGAUAUCAAGUGGUAA
Messenger RNA from Fusarium coffeatum, 1101 nucleotides. RefSeq lists its product as uncharacterized. The record is from RefSeq and is a predicted model, not a curated record. Gene Ontology annotation, biological process: regulation of transcription by RNA polymerase II. Gene Ontology annotation, cellular component: nucleus. The transcript has 2 exons. The coding region runs from base 1 to 1101 and encodes 366 amino acids. Lineage: Eukaryota; Fungi; Ascomycota; Sordariomycetes; Hypocreales; Nectriaceae.